CCACUACUCUUGGUGAUGCUGGUGCCCGCGGAUAUGCAAGGUGCACAGUCACGCAUGCUGUACCAGGUCAACAAGUACUCCAGCGAGCGAGUGGCCGCCCGCCGGGCAGCUGUUGCAAAGACACUGCGAGAAGUGGUCAAGGUCGUGCAGGAUGUGCUGAAGGAAGUGGAGGUGCAGGAGCCUCGGGUGAUAUCCUCCUUGGCGGAGGUCAACGGACGCUUCGAGGGCCUCAACGUCGUCUCCCCCACCGAGUUCGAGGCCAUUCUCUACCUCAACCAGAUGGGUGAAUUUAACUUCGUCGACGACGGCAGUAUCCCCGGCAGCGCUGUUCUUAAACUUAGCGACGGCCGCAAGCGGUCCAUGUCACUGUGGGUGGAGUUUAUCACCGCGUCUGGCUACCUUUCCGCGCGGAAGAUGCGGUCAAGACUCCACACACUCGUGGCCCAAUCCAUAGACAAGUGCACCUACCGCGACUCCGUCAGGAUGGUUGGGGACACGAGCGAGGUGCGGCUGCGGGUGCGGGACCGCUAUGUGGUGCAGAUAACGCCAGCCUUCAAGUGCUCUGGCGUAUGGCCCCGCUCCGCCGCACACUGGCCCUCCCCGCAUGUUCCUUGGCCGCCGCCAAGCCUCGUGGCCGAGGUCAAGACCGAGGGCUUCGACCUCCUGAGUAAGGAGAGCGGCACGGUCGCCGGCAAGAACGGAGGGGGACUCGAGGGUGACGCUUGGGUCUUAUCCUUCAAUGACGCUGAAAACCGCCUGCUGUAUGGGGCCUCCCGCAAGCGGUGUUUGGCCAUCCUGAAGACCCUGCGGGACCGCCACCUGGACCUGCCAGGGGACCCCGUGCCCGCCUACGCCGUCAAGACCCUCAUGCUGUACGAGUGUGAGAAGCACCCGCGGGAGGCAGAGUGGGACGAGGGGGCGCUGGGUGACCGCCUGGUGGGGAUAUUCCUACAGCUUAUUACAUGCCUUCAGUGCCGCCGCUGCCCGCAUUAUUUUCUCCCCAACAUCAACCUCCUGCGGGGGGCGUCGCCGCCUGCGCUGGAAUCUGCCGCCAAACAGGCAUGGAGACUCACGCGGGAACUCCUGACGAAUUCAAAAAGUUUGGAGAAGCUGUGAGGUCGCCCGCCAAUUCUUAUGUGGCCGCCCAUAUCACAACCGGAGGCCGGCACUCGUGACCCAUAGUGGCGGGUACCCAUAACCCACUCAACUGCGGCCACCCAAAUCUCAACUGAGGGCUGCCACCAACACCCCCACCCAGCGGCGGCCACCCACACACCACCCAUCAGAGGCCACCCACGUCCCCACCCAUCAGAGGCCACCCACACCCCCACAAGGCGGCAGCCACCACACCCAACCCAUCAGAGGCCACCCACACCCCCACCCAUCAGAGGCCACCCACACCCCCCACUCGACAGCGGCCACAUGAACCGUGGGUGUGCGAGAGAGGGUGGAGAGGCGUGGGGCGGCCGGCACGCGCCACACUGUAAAUAGUGUACAUAGUGAGUGUGUGUAAUGUGUGUGUGUGUGCCAAACUUUAGCUCUGCUCCGACCCGUGUGUGACCAUACCUCUACCAGUGGCUUCUAGUUUUGCGAAAAUACCUUCAACAUAUAUUAUUCUUAUUUAUAUGCACUGUGGUCCGUCGCGGUGCUCAGUUUAUUGCAGCUGUGAUAAGUUUGUGAGUAGUUUUAUAUGUAAAUAGUUCUCUGGUCAUCUUGAAACAUUUAAGGUAGACAUUGUAUGUCUCUGUUGUGUGUCGUUGAGGUGUAGUAAACUGUGGGAAGAGUGCGAGGGGGUUGAGAGACUCUCCCUGUGAGCACAGAGGGGGUUGAAAACCCCUCAUUCAUGUAAGCAGAGAGGGGGGGGGGCUGGGAUCCUCUCCCCCGCCCCCUCUCUACAGCCCUGCAACCCCCCUCUCCGUUGCACAAGACUGACUGACUACUUCACCGCCCGUGAUCACUAAUGAUGACACUCCAAGUGUAAGUAGGCGAGCUUAAGUAGCUUGGCUCACUUCUGGGUACCUUAAACCCCCUCCCCCCUCCCCCCCCCAGGGGGGCUACCCACGGGGACUGGCACUCUCUCACACACUUCCCACGAGGGCUGCCACUCCUAGAGACACGUUCCCCCAGGGGCUGGCACUCUCAGAGACGCUCCCCCCCCCCUGGGGCCGGCACCCCCCCCCUCCCCCCUCCCCUCUCGCCUACCUUUAUCAUGUCAAUGUGUAGCUCCCUGUGUUUAGUCAGCCCUUGAAGAUUUUUUUUUAUAUGCAUAGUGACAAGCAAAAAAUUUAAAAAUGUUAUUUUGUUACAUUAUAACCUUAGGACUAAUUGAUGGCUCGUGUGAGCUUGAGUGACACUUGACAAGUCUGGCGUCAGGUGUUUGCCGAGCCGAGGAGGAUCUCCGAGUGCUGUGUGUACUUAACAACCAGACUGUUGCUGUUGGGCGGUGGCAUCAUCGCCUCGCCUCUCACUCACCUCCACUAAAGUCACUCAUUCCCUUAUUUAUUGACUUGUAUAAUAUUGUAGAAUCUUUGUUAAAUACAAGAGUCAAACAAA
This is a messenger RNA of Procambarus clarkii (red swamp crayfish), 2553 nucleotides long. Its product is annotated as protein mab-21-like. Lineage: Eukaryota; Metazoa; Arthropoda; Malacostraca; Decapoda; Cambaridae. The record is from RefSeq and is a predicted model, not a curated record.